AUGGGCAGACAACGUCCGGGAUCCGACAGUUUCACGAUGCACAGACUCCUGCUCUCAGCAGGGCUUCUCCUGGCCUCUCUUGGCCACGCAGUUGCACUAGCAGUUGACCUAAAAAACGUUGACACGUACGAGGUGGUCCGACCUGUCCGGCUACACACACAGCACAGGGCACGCAGACAGGUGCCAGAGCCGGAGAGACUGUCGUACGCUUUCAGACUGGAGGGGAAUGACAUUGAGAUUCAUUUGGAAAAGAACAAAGGACUGAUAAGCCCAGACUUCAGUCUGAUCCACUACACCAGCAAUGGCACAAAAGUGACCUCCUCUCCUCGGGAUGUGAACCACUGUUACUACCAUGGGCAGGUUGGAGAGGACAGUCAGUCUACAGCCAGCAUAAAUCUCUGUGCUGGAUUAAGAGGUUACUUUAGGACAAGAGGCCAAGGUUACGUGAUAGAACCGAUGGCGGAGAGUGACACGGGAGACCACGUUGUGUAUGCGUAUGAAACCCUCGCAGCAGAAGACUUAGAGUGCGGAGUCGCUACUGCAGGGGAGCAUGCACUACCUCCCUUCAUCGGCAGGGGGCCCUCUCAAGCCAUGCUUGUUCUGCCUCCACAAAACCAGUCUCUGUGGAAUAUGCAGAAAUACAUCGAGCUCUUUCUGGUUGUGGACAAGAGUCUGUUCCUGAGCAUGCAGAGCGAUCUCAGGGAGGUCACGAAAAGGAUAUUCGAGAUCGUUAACUUUGUGGACAUGGUGUACACACCCCUCCAGACAUCUGUGGCUCUGGUCGGCCUGGAGGUGUGGACAGACACUGACAAGAUUAACGUUGAGUCCUCCAUGGGAACGACUCUUCAAAGGUUCACCCAGUGGAGAAACGAGGUGCUGAUGAAAGCCAGGAGUCACGACGUCGCUCACCUCCUCUCAGCGGUGGAUUUCGGGCAGAUAGCCGGACUGGCGUACCUGGGGAGACUCUGUACUUCAGAAUCCACGGCUGUCGUCCGGUAUUACAGUCACAGCUCUUUAGCGGUUGGGGCGGUGUUGGCUCACGAGCUGGGACACAACCUGGGCAUGAACCACGAUGUUCCAGCAUCCUGUUCCUGCUCAGAGACGUCCUGCAUCAUGGCCCCUGUCCUCAGCUUCAUUCCACCCAGGCACUUCAGUAACUGCAGUAAGGCGAACUAUGAGCAGUUCCUGCGGUCCUCCCCUGCUCCGACCUGCCUGCAGAACCAGCCGGCCGCAGGGCUACUGCUGACACCUCCUGUGUGCGGCAACAGUCUCCUAGAGGAGGGGGAGCAGUGCGACUGUGGGUCCGUGGAGGAGUGCACAGACCCCUGCUGUGAUGCCGCCAGCUGUCUGUUCUCGGAGGGAGCUCAGUGUUCUGAUGGGGAAUGCUGCAAGAAGUGCAAAUUCCUGCCGUUGUGGAGGGAGUGCAGACAGAGUCGCGGGGAGUGCGAUCUCCCUGAGUACUGCACAGGGACGUCCGCCCAGUGCCCUGAGGACACAUUCGUGCAGGACGGACUCCCGUGCAAAAACCACACGGGCUACUGUUACGCUGGCCAGUGUCCACGCCGGGUGGACCAGUGCGUCUCGCUGUGGGGGAACGACACAGAAGAUGCUGCAGAUGUCUGUUAUGAUCUGAAUCUUCACGGCACUAAUUAUUCCUACUGCAAACACCCAACCUCUGAAGACUACGUAGGAUGCUCACAAAAGGACGUGAUGUGUGGGAGCCUGUUCUGCUCCGGUGGGAAGGAGGAACCAAACCACGGCAUUAAAAUGGAAGUCGACAACUGCAAGGCCACGAUUUCCACUGACCCCAGAUCAGAUUAUGGUCAAGUCCUCAAUGGAACAAAAUGCGGAGAAGGCCUGGUGUGCAAUAGUGGAGAGUGUGUGUCCGUGGAGAUGGCGUACAGAGCACAGAACUGCUCAGAAAAGUGCCGAGGAAACGCGGUUUGCAAUAACAGGGGAGAAUGUCAGUGCAGGGAGGGAUGGCUUCCCCCUGACUGCACACUGAUGGUGAACAGCAUCAAUUUAAACCAGGGUGCGUUCAUUACUGUUGGAGUUCUUGUCAGUUUGGCUGUCUGUCUUGUUCUGCUGGCCGCUGCCAAGUCUGUUCAUUACUUCAGAAAGACACGCCGCAGGUACCUAACACAACCUCUGUCCAACACACACCCUUAG
This is a messenger RNA of Chanos chanos (milkfish), 2169 nucleotides long. Its product is annotated as zinc metalloproteinase-disintegrin-like brevilysin H2a. The transcript is spliced from 19 exons. Gene Ontology annotation, molecular function: metalloendopeptidase activity. Bases 1 to 2169 code for a protein of 722 amino acids. The record is from RefSeq and is a predicted model, not a curated record. Gene Ontology annotation, biological process: proteolysis. NCBI's taxonomy places the organism in Eukaryota, Metazoa, Chordata, Actinopteri, Gonorynchiformes, Chanidae. Gene Ontology annotation, cellular component: plasma membrane.